Lolium rigidum is the source of this 1514-nucleotide messenger RNA. RefSeq names its product RHOMBOID-like protein 10, chloroplastic. The coding region runs from base 16 to 1053 and encodes 345 amino acids. Gene Ontology annotation, cellular component: chloroplast membrane. The record is from RefSeq and is a predicted model, not a curated record. Lineage: Eukaryota; Viridiplantae; Streptophyta; Magnoliopsida; Poales; Poaceae. The transcript is spliced from 9 exons. Gene Ontology annotation, molecular function: serine-type endopeptidase activity.
GGUCCACGUGCUCCCAUGGCGCCGUGGCUGCUGCUCCCCUCCUUCCCAUGGCCUCCCCCUCCCCCUCCAGGCUCCUCCUCCGGCCGCGGCGGCGGAGGCGGCGGCGGUGAUGGCGGAGAUUGGAAGCCGAACGUCGUCGCAGCCGUCGCCGGCGUCCACCUCGGCCGUUCCCUCCGCCGUCGCCUCGCCGGCCUCCUCCUCCGCUCGCCGGAGGUGCGACAUCUUGAGGUCUUGCCGAAAAUAGGCGACAUUUGGUUUGGGGGAUCCCAGCCAGUGGACACACAGCAGGUUCUUGGGGCGCUGGGAAACAUGUUAUCCGCUUCGUUUGUCGGCAGUUCUGCUUUCUUCGGUGGGAGCAGAUCAGGAGGGAGAUACAUCGGUAACGGAAAUCUGCAGCCGAGACGGCCCCGUGGAAUCAAUUCGAAGAAGAGGCUCUGGACCAAUGUUCUUCUUGCUGUUAAUAUUCUGGCUUAUAUCGCUCAGAUAGCAUCACAAGGGAAGCUUCUUAUGUGGGGAGCAAAGGUCAACAGCCUGAUUAAUAGAGGGGAAUUCUGGCGUUUGGGUACAUCAGCUCUUCUUCAUGGAAAUCUUACUCAUCUUGCUUUCAACUGUUUUUCUUUGAAUUCCAUUGGCCCUGCGGUGGAGCUCGUUACUGGCCCUAGAAGAUUUCUUGCUGUUUAUUUCACUUCCGCGGUGGCAGGUUCACUAAUGAGCUACUUUUAUUGCCAAUCACCUUCUGUUGGUGCGUCAGGGGCCAUUUUUGGAUUGGUUGGUGCCUAUGCUGUUUAUACGUGGAGGCACAGAAAGCUUUUGGGGCAUGGGAAGGAAAGUUUAGAGCAAAUAGCACGCGUGGUUGUCUUAAAUAUGGGUAUGGGUCUCCUUUCAAGGGGCAUCGACAACUGGGGUCAUUUGGGAGGCUUGCUUGGGGGAGUAGCCACGGCAUGGUUUCUUGGUCCAGAUUGGCAAUAUCAGUACGUAGCAAAGGAUGGAAGAGUGGUAUUCAAAGACAGGGCGCCCAUUCCCCAGCUGUUGAACAGUAAAAGAUCCCAGUAGCAGCAUGUAAAUAAAAAGGUGUUCCUAUUUUCCUGUGUAUAAAUAGCUGAAAAUGGAGGAGAGAAAACCUCAGGGAAAGAAAGAUGUAGCGAGCCGAAGCGGUGGCUGCAAACCAUGACUGAUAUCCAGCUUGGAAGAAGAAAUUGUCAACCAUAUAUGGCCUGCUUCUGAGCUAACUUGAGGAGAUUACUGGUUCUUGUUUUUGGAGGCUUUGGUGCCUCUGACUUCACUUGGAGCUAAUUGUUGUUUCUGGAUCACUUGCAAGUUAUGUUAAAACUGUGACAUAUUUACGAUCAGUUGAUACUCUAUAGUCACCAGCAAUCGUAUUUUUUUAACAUGUUUUAUCAGGAAUUACUAGCGCCUGAUUGGCAUGAAUUUUGUGUAAAUGAAUUCAUGAUUGAUACGUGUAUCUGGGCCAAAGCAAAUGCGGCCCUGAUAAUUGAUCAUUCUUGUAUGUUGUA